This is a messenger RNA of Durusdinium trenchii, 978 nucleotides long. The record is from the annotation of a GenBank genome assembly. NCBI's taxonomy places the organism in Eukaryota, Dinophyceae, Suessiales, Symbiodiniaceae.
AUGAGCAAAGAUGGGGGAUCGCAGGAGGAGUUUGAGGAAUAUUGGAAAUGGUUCAAAGAGCCAAGGCAGGUCGGAGAAUGGAUUGAGAGGAGGUCACAUCCUCAAGUGAACCUGCUGCCCUACUGGUAUCACUCCCUCUCCGACGAGACCGUCUUCGAGGCUCCAAGCACGGAGGAGGCCAAAGUACUGGAGCCCUUGGAGCCGUUGGAGCUUCAAGGUCCCAUUGCCUCUCUCUCGGUGCCGGAGCUCCGCAGCAAGUUGCAGGAUCCGGAGGAGCUCCAACGGUUGGAGUUCACGGACGCCCUCCUGGCGCGGCGCGCCGUCUGGGAGUAUGAGACCUUCAUCCCCAGGGUUCUAUCUUGGCACGACUUCCAGUACAACACCUUCUGGUUUUUCAUCAAGGAGCGUGGCUCCAAGGACCGCCGCGAGGAGAAGCGCGGCUACUUUGGACCAGGGGCAGAUGACAGCAAGAUGUUUGCCCAUGAGGGUUUCUUCAUGGAGGUGGCGCACUUGGCCAGCCAGCGAUUGGAACGAAUACACCCCAUCAACUUGGUGUAUUUGUUGUGGACCUUCACCCGGGCAGGGGUGCAAGCGCAUGACUUCUUUAACAAGGCUGCGGAUCAUUUUUGCAACGGCCUCCUUCCGCUUUGCACCUUGGUCUGGUGCUUCUCUCGGCAGCGGCUUCGGCACCAGCGCCUCUUCGAGAAGGCCGCCGUGGAGUUGCAGCGGACGCUGCGGGUUCGGUCGCUGGCACCGCGGAAUUUCCAAAACACCAUGAUCGCCUACCGCUGGUUUGGUCGCGGACACCACGAGGCCGUGGACGCCUUGCCGCCCACGCUGGCGCAGUGGCUGCCGCGCUUGCUGGAUGGCCAUGAUGAGCGUACGCCCAAGCUGAGGCAGAAGCCCUUUUUCACCCACUGGGACCUCGUCGGAUCAUCUACUGAAGGACCACCUGGGGUUAACCUCUCCACUUCUUAA